Cyprinodon variegatus (sheepshead minnow) is the source of this 2545-nucleotide messenger RNA. RefSeq names its product potassium voltage-gated channel subfamily D member 3-like (gene kcnd3). Gene Ontology annotation, biological process: potassium ion export across plasma membrane; protein homooligomerization. Gene Ontology annotation, cellular component: neuronal cell body; membrane; voltage-gated potassium channel complex. Gene Ontology annotation, molecular function: A-type (transient outward) potassium channel activity; protein binding. Bases 166 to 2103 code for a protein of 645 amino acids. The transcript is spliced from 8 exons. The record is from RefSeq and is a predicted model, not a curated record. Lineage: Eukaryota; Metazoa; Chordata; Actinopteri; Cyprinodontiformes; Cyprinodontidae.
UAAAAGCCAAGGUAACGCGCUCCUCUCAGCGGACUGCGCUCAUCAUUUCUCCUCCUGCAUCAUGGAAACUGACAGAAAACAGCUGCGAUGGUGAAGAAGCUGAAGUAAGGCUGGUAGCGAAGGUGCUUGACCUGUUCCCCUUUGCUCCCCCGAGCCAGAACCAUCAUGGCAGCGGGAGUAGCAGCAUGGCUUCCGUUUGCCCGGGCAGCGGCGAUCGGCUGGAUGCCUGUGGCCAACUUGCCCAUGCCAGUUGCCCCCACCGAAAAGAACAAGAGGCAGGAUGAGCUCAUUGUCCUUAAUGUCAGCGGACGCCGUUACCAGACCUGGAGGAACACGCUGGACCGCUAUCCGGACACGCUGCUCGGUAGCUCGGAAAAGGAGUUCUUCUACAAUGAGGACACCAAGGAGUACUUCUUUGACCGUGAUCCUGAUGUGUUUCGCAGUGUGCUCAACUUCUACCGCACUGGUAAGCUCCACUAUCCACGAUAUGAGUGCAUCUCCUCGUAUGAUGAGGAGCUGGCCUUCUUUGGCAUUGUUCCAGAGAUUAUUGGGGAUUGCUGCUAUGAAGAGUACAAGGACAGGAAGAGGGAGAAUGCAGAACGUCUCAUGGACGAUCAGGAGGACAACAAAGAUGCCAAGCUGCCCAAUAUGACGUUCAGGGAGACCAUGUGGCGGGCUUUUGAGAACCCUCACACUUCAACUAUGGCUCUGGUCUUUUACUAUGUCACUGGUUUUUUUAUUGCUGUUUCUGUCAUCACUAAUGUGGUAGAGACGGUGCCCUGUGGCUCGGUGCCAAACAUGAAGGAAGUGCCAUGUGGCGAGCGCUACACUGUGGCCUUUUUCUGCAUGGACACAGCCUGUGUGAUGAUCUUCACCGUGGAAUACCUGAUGCGCCUGUUUGCAGCCCCCAACCGCUACCGCUUCAUGAGGUCCGUCAUGAGUAUCAUAGAUGUGGUGGCCAUCCUGCCAUAUUACAUUGGGCUGGUGAUGACCGACAAUGAGGACGUGAGCGGGGCUUUCGUGACUCUGCGGGUUUUCCGGGUGUUUCGUAUCUUUAAGUUCUCCCGUCACUCUCAGGGCCUGCGCAUCCUGGGUUACACGCUGAAGAGCUGUGCCUCGGAGCUGGGCUUCCUGCUCUUCUCCCUUACCAUGGCCAUAAUUAUCUUUGCCACUGUCAUGUUCUACGCAGAGAAGGGUUCAAGCUCCAGCAAAUUCACCAGCAUCCCAGCCUCCUUUUGGUACACCAUUGUUACUAUGACAACGCUCGGAUAUGGAGACAUGGUCCCAAAGACUAUUGCAGGGAAAAUCUUCGGCUCAAUCUGCUCUCUGAGUGGUGUGCUGGUAAUUGCCCUUCCUGUCCCUGUCAUCGUGUCCAACUUUAGCCGCAUCUAUCACCAGAACCAGAGAGCAGACAAGCGGCGGGCGCAGAAGGUACAGAAAGCUCGCCUGGCCAGGAUACGAAUAUCCAAAACAGGAAGCUCAAGUGCCCUCCUUCACAGCAAGCGCAACGGCUUGUUCAAUGAAGCUCUCGAGCUCACGAGACUUCCAUACAAGAUCAACUUUACAGAUCAGGGUUCCAAUGAGGAUGAGAAGCAUUUAAGCAAAUCUACCUCUUUAAUCGAGAGCCAGCACCACCACCUGCUGCACUGUCUGGAGAAAACUACGAACCACGAGUUUGUGGAUGAGCAGUAUUAUCAGCAGAGCUACUUGGAGGCGGGGCUGCAGAACUAUCCGUCCCGAAGCCCGUCGCUGUCCAGCCAAGAUGGCGUGACGGGGACAUGUUGCAGCAGGCGAAGCAAGAAGCACCAUCACACUCCUUUACCAAACUCCAGCGCUCCAGCACACAUGCAGCCAUUGAAACACUCGCACUCACACCCACAAGGCUUGCAGGAGCUCAGCACCAUCCAUAUUCAGCCCCUAAGUACCAGUCGCUCCAGUCUAAACAUGCGUAUAGAGGAGCCAGCUCCUCUGAACUGCCAGAGCAGCCAGAUCACAACAGCAAUCAUCACCAUUCCUACGCCACCAGUGACGACUCCGGAAGGUGAAGCUCACCAUCCCACCACUCCUUCCCUUCAAAACGUUGUGAAGGUUUCUGCUCUGUGAAGACUAGACUGUAGAAGCACAGCACAAAAAAAACCCAGAGAGACCCACAGAAGCAGACAGAGAAGGACUCACAGAGGUGGAAAGGGCUUUUAGACAGAAUUUGGCCCUGUUGGAGCCUGCCCUCUGCUGGUCAUGUGUUAUAAUGGCACGGACUCCCUGUACACAUGGAGGAUUGAUUUCAGAGACAGUUUCUUCAUGUUAGUGGUCGGCAGAUGUGUGUGUUUGUAUCUGAAUGUGUGAGUAAAAGAACAAAAACAAAAAAUAAAUAUGGAAUCUUUUAGGAUGAGGACUGUUUACCUCGAAGUGUCACAGGUAAGUUAGCAGAGUUUCCUAUGUUUCACUGUGCACAAAAGCACCUUUGUUAUGAUUUAUGCUUGAGUUUAACCCAUUUUAGUCAGGAAAUACAAAGGGGGAUGAGGACAACUUAAAAGGAAGGGGAAAC